Molecule: messenger RNA, 894 nt
Organism: Durusdinium trenchii
Lineage: Eukaryota; Dinophyceae; Suessiales; Symbiodiniaceae
Source: the annotation of a GenBank genome assembly
UUCGAUUGUUUGAACCAUGUAAAAAGUCAAUUGUGACAGAACACCACAGCAAUUCCUGCAGACAUGGCCAUGGAGGCAAGCCACAAACGACCUGCGACUGCUGGUGCUGGGCGGAUGCGUGGGUUGAGGGUCAGAUGGAUGCUUUUGCUGAGCCUCAUGUGUGGCCUUCAGACUACCAGGCUUUGGCUCAGUCCACCUCGCCGGUCGCUGCUGGCGCUGAUGCUGGGGGCCAGCAACAGCCCUGCGCAUGCCUUCGAGAAUCGCGUGAAGGAAGUGAAAGGUCCAAAGACUCCUGGGCCCAAACCAGCAGGUGUGGGCCAGGGGCAGAUCGCGGGCUGCGGUGCUGCGCCCAACUGCGACUCGACUGAGUCGGGCUUCUCUUCAGCGGCCGCAGAUGAGGACCAUUACCUGAAACCUUGGGCCUAUCCAUCUGGAGGGCAAGCGCGGGCCAUGAGAGACUUGGAGAAAGCCUUGAAAUCCUACCCGGUUGGACAGCAGGACAUCGAUGGAGGUGGAUUUGAGAUUCAAACCCUGGACGCAGAGAAGGGCUAUGCCUAUGUUCAGUUUGAAUCCUUGAAACGUGGUUACAUCGAUGACGUGGAGUUCCGUGUGACACCCAAGGAUUCCGAGUCGGGCGAGGUCUUCGUGCGCUCGGCCAGUCGGGUGGGAUAUUUGGAUCUGGGCGUGAAUGCAAAGAGGCUGAACCAGCUCUCGCAGCAGCUGCGCGAGUUGGGAUGGACUGCGCCGAAGAUCACGGCGGAUCUCUUCCCCAGGUACGUGAGUGAAAAUCGUUGACGUUGGCGCAACGACCUGCGUUUCCAAAGAAGGCGUUGGAUGCGGGACGCAGCGGACAUGAUGCAUGGGUUGCAUGGGUGGAUGAAGCAAGUCUUGCUC